Nelumbo nucifera (sacred lotus) is the source of this 1546-nucleotide messenger RNA. Its product is annotated as 2-aminoethanethiol dioxygenase, putative (DUF1637). Gene Ontology annotation, molecular function: oxidoreductase activity, acting on single donors with incorporation of molecular oxygen, incorporation of two atoms of oxygen. NCBI's taxonomy places the organism in Eukaryota, Viridiplantae, Streptophyta, Magnoliopsida, Proteales, Nelumbonaceae. The record is from RefSeq and is a predicted model, not a curated record.
CUCACAAGUCACAACGAAGCUCAAUCGACGCUGAAGCCAGGCCCUCGCAAUGGACACUGGAGACAAGGCUCAGCUUUAUAAAGCUCCUACGUGCGCGGUGCGCCUGAUAGUGCAGAAGAAUCAAUGGUGCUCUUCAGCCGAACCAUAACGACGAUCUAUUUGUUGCAAGACGUGCGUGCGUCAGCGUCACAUCCAUGGUUCAGUUUAUCAGAGUAGCUUAUGAUUAAGGAGAUCCGCAAAAAACCCAUUAACAUGAUCAAGUGAAAUGAUGAACUUGACUUGACAGUCUAUCUGAUCAACGACUGACAUCACUUCGUCUCGGGGAACCGUAAGCAAAGAUCCUAUGGCCUCUCGUCUGUAAACGUUCCCAAACGCAUAUUCCUCAACAAAUUUUGUUCGAAACUUUUCUAUGGGCCAGAAACAAGUUUCCUUUGCUUAUUGAUUCUGAUUGUCGUUUUCAUCGAGCAAUCCAGGAAAUCGCUUUGAAGUGAGCAGGAGUUAUCAGCAUCUCUCGAGUGGGUAAGUUGAGUUGCAAGCACAUAAUAGGCACGUUAGCAUGACGAAAAACUCUUCUGUUCAGGCUAUCUACGACUUGUGUAAAAAGACGUUUACGUCUUCGGGAAUUCCGGCUUCUCCUCAAUCAAUCCAAAAGCUUUCAUCUCUUUUGGAUAAAAUAGGUCCUUCUGAUGCUGGUCUCAAAGAGGAUAACACAGAGGAUGACCGAGGGCAUGGUGUCUUUGGACUCAAUCAUUAUGACAGAGCAGUUCGAUGGACUCAACCAAUAACCUACUUAGACAUAUAUCAAAGUGAUAGUUUUACGAUGUGUAUAUUUUGCUUGCCAACUUCAUCAGUCAUUCCGCUCCAUGACCAUCCCGGCAUGACUGUGUUGAGCAAAGUACUUUAUGGUUCCAUGCAUGUGAAAGCCUAUGACUGGGUUGAACCUGCCUAUGUGCUGAAGAGCAGGGGACCAGGUUACCCCCCAGUUAGAUUGGCAAAGUUGACCGUUGACAAAGUUAUAACAGCACCAUGUGGGACUUCAAUCUUGUACCCUAAAAGUGGGGGUAAUCUGCAUUGCUUCACAGGAGUUACCCCAUGUGCUGUGUUUGACAUUCUCACUCCUCCUUACCAAGAAGCUGCUGGCAGGAAAUGUACUUACUAUCAUGAUUAUCCUUUCUCGAGCUUCUCAAUGGAAAAUGGAUUCAGGAUAAGCGAUGGAAAAGAAGAAGAAUAUGCAUGGCUCGAGGAGAUGGACACACCAAAUGAUCUAUAUAUGCGCCAGGGAGAAUACAAGGGCCCUGCUAUUCAGCCGUAGUGUUCAUAGUUUUUGGCUCAAUGAUGGGAUUCCUGUUUUUUUUGGGGGGGGGGGAGAAUGACAGUUCAGCCCAGGGUCAGAAUUUGUAGGCUCAAAAGUAUAUUUGGGGUAGGUCCCAGCUCAGAAUUGAUGCCAAUUCAUAGGCGGGUAUGGGUGCAUAGAGUGUGGGUUUUUGACCUUUAAAAUGUUUAUAACUUUGUAGUGGAAAUCAGAUAUCUGCAUUAGGCCUGUCCA